This is a messenger RNA of Aspergillus fumigatus Af293, 606 nucleotides long. Its product is annotated as thermoresistant gluconokinase family protein. Gene Ontology annotation, molecular function: gluconokinase activity. The record is from RefSeq and is a predicted model, not a curated record. Gene Ontology annotation, cellular component: cytoplasm. Lineage: Eukaryota; Fungi; Ascomycota; Eurotiomycetes; Eurotiales; Aspergillaceae.
AUGCUCUCUGCCGGAGAAAGGCCCCAGCCGGCUAUCGGCAAGAAUGCCGCUGCCACUCGCGCCCAAUCAUCCCUGAGUCACUCGCCCGCCCCGAUGUGGUCCGUCCAACCCAAGCCGGAGCAAGUCCAACACAUCUGGGUCGUAACAGGUCCUGCCGGUUGUGGAAAGAGUACGGUUGGACGAGGCCUGCAGGCCGCGCUGAACGUCCCAUUCCUUGAAGGAGAUGAUUUCCACUCGCAAAAGAACAAAGAAAAGAUGGGCAGCGGCAUCCCUCUCACAGACGCAGACCGCUGGGACUGGCUCAUCUCGCUCCGCAAUGCAGCCAUCAAGGCCCUCUCGCCCUCGGAAGCAAACAACUUCCACCCCCCGUCGGGCGUGGUGGUUGCCUGCUCGGCCCUGAAGCAAAAGUACCGUGAUGUCAUGCGUGUGGCUGCUUACGGCACGCCAUCCGUGCAGAUCCACUUCGUUUACCUGAAGUUGGAUGAGAAUGCCCUUCUGCAACGUGUCGCCGCCCGCCAGGCUCAUUACAUGAAGAGCACAAUGGUCCAGUCGCAGCUGCAGGAUCUCGAGGAGCCCAAGGGCGAAUGGGAAUGCGCUGACCAUUGA